Molecule: messenger RNA, 7615 nt
Organism: Gadus chalcogrammus (walleye pollock)
Lineage: Eukaryota; Metazoa; Chordata; Actinopteri; Gadiformes; Gadidae
Gene: tns1b
Product: tensin 1b
Exons: 34
Coding region: 675-6647 (1990 amino acids)
Biological process (GO): fibroblast migration
Molecular function (GO): protein binding
Source: RefSeq, a predicted model, not a curated record
UCCUCCUCUGUUCCUGUGGAGUGGGCCUGGCUGACCCCCCUGCUCAAGGCUUUGUGAUACUUCUCCCGGCGGAGGGAGAGAGAGGCAGCGCUGACACACCGUGAGAGAGAGAGGGAGAGAGAGAGAGAGAGAGAGAGAGAGAGAGAGAGGUAGACCUGACACACACACAGAGAGGGAGCGAGAAGAGAACUAGAGGAGCAGGCAGUCGGGAUUCAAUUUGGAGUUGAGAGAGGAGUCACAGAGUGAGAAUUGAAGAAAGCAAGUCAGUCAGAGAGAGAGAGAGAGAGAGAGAGAGAGAGAGAGAGAGAGAGAGAGAAAGUGAUGAAUGCCCAGUCAGGGAAAGUAAGUACGUGACAGAGACAGAGAGGGAGUCAUAGAGAGAGGGACAGCACUGAGAGAGCUGAGAACCAGAGCAAAGUGCCAGACAGAGACAGAGACAGACAGAGAGAGAAGAGUGUGCGCUCCUUGGACGGUCAUGGAUUUGACAGACUGCUCACCAUGUGGAAUAGACUGCACUCAGCCCAGGACCACAGCUGCAGCCGGUGCUCUGCAGCACUAGACGCAACACUAGUAUCCCCGGGACCAGGACCUGCAGGACCUAUAGGACCCUAAGCACAAUCGGACCCCACCGACAACACCAAACCCCUCCAGCGCCCCGGUUAAGGCUUCCCAGCAUGCCGUCUGUGUCCCUCAGCCUGCCUCCGGCGCUGGUCGGACCGGCACGCACCUGGGUCUGCCUCUCGUGCAUGUUCUGGCCAGAGGAGCUGGAGGCGGUCCACUCCCACACCUUCAGGGUGAAGAGUUUCAAGAAGACCCGACCCUGCGGCGUCUGUCAGCAAACCAUCCUCCACGACGGACUCAUCUGCAGAGUGUGCCGGAUAUCGUGCCACAAGAAAUGUGAAGUGAAGGUGUCCUCGUCUUGUGUUCCCUCCACUAACUAUGAGCUGGCACCUAGCAGUGACCUCGCUCUCAAACAUGUAGACACCUUGGGCUCCACAAAGUCCUCCAAGAGCAUGGAGUCUCGACGCAGACCCUCCAGGACGGUGAGCCUCAUGCAGGCCCUGGAAGAGAACUACGAGGUGGACCUGGUCUACAUCACGGAGCGGAUCAUCUCCGUCUCCUUCCCCAGCUCGGUGGAGGAGCAGAGCUAUGCCGCCAACCUGCGCGAGGUGGCCACCAUGCUGCGCUCCAAACACGGAAACAACUACCUGCUCUUCAACCUCAGCGACAAACGUUAUGACAUUAACCAGCUCAACCCAAAGGUCCUGGACUUUGGCUGGCCGGACCACCACGCCCCAGCACUGGACAAGAUCUGCAGCAUCUGCAAGGCCAUGGACACCUGGCUUAGCGCAGACAGCCACAACGUGGUGGUCAUACACAACAAGGGCAAUCGAGGCAGGACCGGGGUGGUGGUGGCAGCAUACAUGCACUACAGCAACAUAUCCGCCAGUGCGGACCAAGCUCUGGACCGGUUUGCUAUGAAGAGGUUCUAUGAAGACAAAGUACUCCCUGUCGGCCAGCCGUCACAGAAAAGGUAUGUGCAGUACUUCAGCGGCCUGCUCUCGGGUAACAUCAAAAUCAACAACAAGCCGCUGUUUCUUCACCACGUCAUCAUGCACGGCAUCCCCAACUUUGAGUCGCAAGGAGGUUGUCGUCCUUUCCUCAAAAUAUACCAGGCCAUGCAGCCCGUCUACACAUCUGGAAUAUAUAAUGUUCAAGGGGACAGCCAGACCAGCAUCUGCAUCACUAUUGAGCCGGGACUGCUUCUCAAGGGAGACAUACUGCUGAAGUGCUACCACAAGAGGUACCGCAGCCCGUCCCGCGACGUGGUAUUCCGGGUUCAGUUCCACACAUGCGCCGUCCACGACCUGGGCAUCGUGUUCGGGAAGGAGGAGCUCGACGAGACCUUCAAAGAUGACAGGUUUCCAGAAUAUGGCAAAGUGGAGUUUGUCUUCUCGUUUGGGCCGGAAAAGAUCCAUGGUCAAGGUAUGGAUCGCCUGGAGAAUGGCCCAAGUGUCUCCGUGGACUACAAUACCCAGGAUCCUCUGAUCCGCUGGGACUCCUACGAAAACUUUAAUCAGCACUGUGAGGACAACGCAGAGGAAGUCAUCCACACAGAAGGUCCUUUGGACGGUAGUUUGUACGCCAAGGUCCGCAAGAAGGAGUCUGCCGAGGGUUCGGUGACGGCUAACGGCCUGCCGCCCACCGCCGUCGACCACGCCCUACCCGCCGUCGACCACGCCCUCUCGGUGAGCAGCGACUCGGGAAACUCCACCGCCUCCAUCAAGACCGACCGGACGGAUGAAGCCGCACUAGCGGCCCCGCCCACUGCCCCUCUGAGCCAGACGAACCCGCCCUUCGUCGCAGAGGAGCAGCGCCAGGUCCCGGCAGCGACCCAGCAACCCCUCAGCCUCCAGGAGAAGCAGGAGCUGGACCAGCUGCUGAGCGGGCUGGAGGGCCCCCUGCGCCGGCAGGGCUACCUGACCGCGCCCCCCGCCCAGGCCGCGGGCAGGAUGCUGCACCUGGUGCCCGCCCAGGUGCACGUCAACGGCCACCACAACGCCCUCACCUCAGCAUCCAGCCCGACCACCAAUGCCACCGCCGCCGCUGCAACCGCCAACAGCAGCGGCAACAACACCAUGGACCGCGAGACGGACAUCCUGGACGACGAGCUCCCCACCAGCCAGGAGGGGAACAGCGUGGACAGCCUGGGGACCUUCUCCUCCACCGAGGGCCGGGCCACACCCGCCGACCUCUACUACCAGUCGGAGGUGAUCGUGACCAACGGGCAGGACCACGUGCCCUACCUGGAGCGCAGCGUGCCCGAGAGGCCCCUGGAGUCCCCCAGCGUCCACUACGGGAAAGCCGGCGGCAUGACGCAGAGCGAGUCGGUGCCGACCUCCGGCGAGUACCCCAUGGGUCUGAACGGCGGCCUGUACCGCACGCAGUCCUGUGGCGGGGAGCUGAAGUCCAUGCCCAGAGCCCCCACCCGGACCACCAGCAGCAAGGACGCGGUCCAGCGGGGCCUCAACGUGUGGCAGAGGUUCGGCGUGCCAGAGGAGCCCAUGACGGAGGGCCUCAGCUUCAGCCCGCCAAAGGCCUCCACGGCCGGCCAGAGCAGCCUGUCCCAGUUCCCCCAGCGCCGCAGCACCUCGCAGCAGGAGAUCGAGCAGUCCAUCGAGACCCUCAACCUUCUCAUGCUGGACCUGGACCCGGGCCGCCCUGCGGUGCCAAAGUCCCAGAGCGCCCCGCUGAGGGAGGCCAGCGUGGUCACCACCCAGCCCUCCUUCUCCCAGAGCCAGGCCCGGCCCUCCUACCAGGCCGACGCCGCCAUCCACGCCAACCAUCCCGCCCACUCCGCCCACUCCGCCGGCCCCGUGUCCGACAUGAGCCGCCACUUCGCCUCCCCGCCGGGCUCGUCCCACGGCCCCGGGUUCCAGGGCUACGCGACCCUUCCCAACGGGACGGGGCUACAGCCGCAGGCCUCCGGCGGUGGAGUGGGGCAUUUCCAGCUGAAGCCCAUCAACAACUACCCUCCCAGCACCAUGGCCCUGGCCACGGAGGCCCCGGAGAUGGAGAGGAGCCCCAGCGCAGCCUCUGCGUCAUCCCAGCCCAGAGAGGCGGAUUCGGAUGAGGUGUUCAAUGUAGAGGGCCUGGUGGCCCAGCGGGUGGCUGAGUACUCGGCUCGGGCACAAAGUGUCCGAAAGAUUUCCCUUCAGUCUGACCACCAACGUUCCCAGUCUCCCUCUGGUGUCCAGUCUCGGGGGAUUUCGUUUGAGGACCCCACCGCCCCGUCGCCGCGCCACCGGGUGCCCAGCGACGGAGGGCAGUUCCAGAACGUUCCGGACGGCAGCGUUGACGCCACCUGCCCUGACGGACCCCUUCGCUCGCCCAUCCGCUGCGUCUCGCCAGAGUUUGUUAACGCCAUCGCUUUGAACCCCGGCGGGAGACCCAAGGAGAGGCACAUCCACAGCUACCGGGAGGCCUUCGAGGAGCUGGAGGCGGGGGGGCCCGUGAGCCCCUCCCCCCUUGCUGGUGGUGAGGUCUUCCCCCAAACCCCUGCAUUCCCUGUGUCGCCGCAAACCCCUUACUUCAACCUGUGUCGCUCGCCCCCUGGUCUCGCCAAGACCCCGCUGUCCGCACUGGGGCUCAAACCACACAACCCGGCUGAGAUCCUGCUCAACCAAACCGGCUCAGCCCCGAGAAGUUACGUGGAGUCUGUGGCCCGUUCAGCGUCCUCCUCCGGAGACCCCCCAGGUCCCAGCUCCCCCCAGGGUCUCUGCCCACUGGGAGAGGCUGUGCUGGGCAGCCAGAGGACCCCCAGCCCGCUGUCCACCCAGGCCCUCAACACCCCUCUGUCCAGCAGUAGCCCCAUCCAGAUCCCCAGUGAUCAUCCGUUGAUGGACAGCUCCAGCAGCCUUCCCUUCCAGCCCACUACUGACUCGGGCUACCACUCCCAGCCAAUGGAGAGCCUCCGUCCCACCCCUAGUUCCUCCUACCAGGCUAUGCCCACCCCCCAAUACCAAGCCACGCCCACUUCCCAAUACCAAGGUACGCCCACUUCCCAAUUCCAAGCCACGCCCACUUCCCAAUACCAAGUCACGCCCACUUCCCAAUACCAAGCCACGCCCACUUCCCAAUACCAAGGCACGCCCACUUCCCAAUACCAAGGCACGCCCACUUCCCAAUACCAAGUCACGCCCACUUCCCCUUACCAGGCUAUGCCCAGCUCUUACCAGCCAACGCCCACACCCUGCUACCAGGUCACCACCACCCCCUCCUACCAACCCAUGCCCCCCUCCUCCUGCUACCAGGGCACUCCCACCCCCGCCUCCUACCUGGACUCCAGCACCCCGCCCUCCUCCUCUUACCUGGUUGGCCCCGCCCCCACCCUCUCCUACCUCGGCCACCCCAGCAGCCACCUGGUCGGGGGAGGCUAUGUCUUGUCGGACCCCGGUCCCCCCUCCCAGGACCCGAUGCAGGCCCUCCUCCACGGGGGCCACGCCCCGGCCCCUCAUCCCACGCUGUAUUCCCCGGGCUCUGCCCACCAGCAGCACGGCCCCUCCUCCUCCGCCCUGGCCGCCGCCGCCCAGGGCAGCCCCCACCUGGGUCGGCAACCGUUGCCGUGCAGUGGCUUCGAGGCCCCAGGGCUCCAAGGGCCCCUGGGUCCGGGGGGGGGCAGUCCCGUCCUUGCCCGGCGCCCGUCCCAGGGCGGCCAGAGCAGCCCGGUGCUGAUCCGCCAGAGCUCUCUGGGGCCGGGCUCCCAGAGGAGCCCCGUUCUGAGCCGCCAGCCAGGCGCCGCCGCCGCCCACCAGGGCAGUCCCGUCCUGCCCCGCCACGCCUCGGCCUCGCAGGCCUCCCAGCGGAGCCCCAGCCUGGACCGCCACCCGCUGCACAGCGGCUACACCACGCCCGACGAGCGGCACGGCAACCUGUCCCGGCAGAGCAGCUCCUCGGGCUACCAGGGCCCCCCCACGCCCUCCUUCCCCGUGUCCCCCGCCGGCUACCUGGACGGGGGCGCCCUGGGGGGCUUCCGGCAGGGCAGCCCCGCGCCGGGCUUCCAGCCCCAGCUGCCCGAGAAGAGGCGCAUGUCCAGUGGGGAGCGGCCGGCCAACGGAGCACUGUCGUACGGCACGCUCAACGGCAAGAUGUCCUCCUCGUCUUCCUCGCCGCUGUCCGGCGGAGGGGGAACGCCCGGAUACUUCCACACCCUGCCCGACUUCUCCAAGUUCAACAUGCCUGACGGGAGUCCUGAGUCUCGGCUGAACGUCAAGUUCGUACAGGACACGUCCAAGUUUUGGUACAAGCCGGAGAUAUCCAGAGAACAAGCCAUCUGCCUGCUGAAGGAGAGGGAGCCGGGGGCCUUCGUGAUCCGGGACAGCCACUCCUUCCGGGGAGCCUACGGUCUGGCCAUGAAAGUGGCCUCCCCCCCGCCCACCGUGCAGCCCACCAAGAAAGCAGGUGACAUCACCAAUGAGCUGGUGAGACACUUCCUGAUAGAGAGCAGCCCCAAAGGAGUGAAGCUGAAGGGAUGUCCCAAUGAACCCUUCUUUGGCUGUCUGUCUGCGCUGGUUUACCAACAUGCCAUCACACCCCUGGCCCUGCCAUGCAAGCUGCUGAUCCCCACCACAGAUCUCAAUGAGGAGGCGCCGGUGGUUCCCGUGGCGACAAACCCACUAGCCGAGCGACUAAAACAAGGAGCAGUUCCUUCAGUGCAGAGGGUCCCUGAUGAUUCCCAUGCAUGCAAUGUGCUCUACAUCAACUCAGUAGACAUGGAGUCUCUGACAGGCCCUCAGGCCGUUGCCAAGGCGAUAUCCGAGACACUGGCUGCUGGGACGCCCCCUACCGCAACAGUGGUGCACUUCAAGGUGUCGGCGCAAGGCAUCACUCUGACCGACAACCAGAGGAAGCUAUUCUUCCGACGUCACUACCCGACCAACAGCGUGACAUUCUGUGACAUCGACCCACAGGACAGAAAGUGGAACAAAUCGGAAGGAGGCACAGCAAAGCUCUUCGGCUUUGUGGCCAGGAAGCAGGGCAGCACGACGGACAACGUCAGCCACCUCUUCGCCGAGAUGGACCCGGAGCAGCCCGCCAACGCCAUCGUCAACUUCGUGCUGAAGAUGAUCGCCGCGCAGAAGCGAUGAGGGCGGCGAGAAAAAAAAACCCUGGCGCCUUUUUCUUUCACCCUUUGGUUGUUUUGGUUCUCAUCGUUCUUCAAAAAGUUUCAAAGAACACUUCUGUUUGAAUUUGGACUUUCUGGACCUUUCAAUGUUUGUUUAUGUCUGCUUUCUUUCCUUUUUUCCCUUUUUUUUCCCUUUCUUUCUUUUGUGUUAUGUUAAGGCUGAUGUGUGAGUCUGUGCACGUGGACAUGAUUGUGUGUUGAGCACAGUGUGUGCUUGACUGUUGAGCAGACAAUAAGAGGUGUGUUUUGUUUCUUCGUUCUAUCGAGAACCUCAACAGGUUGUGUCUGUGUGUGUGUUUGCGCGUGUGUGAGUGUCUGUGCGCGUUUGUCCGUGUGCUUUUCUUCUUGAGUGGACCUCAGAAUGGAACAGAGGAAGUGCAGAAUGGGGGCGUGGCUGAAAGUAAGGGGUUGGGGGGGGACUGUUCUGUCCUCCUGUUGCCGGGGGCGAUACACGAUCAGGAAGAGGAAAUGACAUCACGUGAGCAGAUGUUUUGUGGCGAUUGUUUUAGGGAGAUACAUUUUUUUGUUUUGUUAGGUUUUUGGGUAAAGAAUAUGACAAGUUGCGUGAUGUAAGGGUGGUUUCCUAAUCUAUCAGGCUUUCGACUGGUCAACCAAAGAUUAAAAAGAAAAAGAAACCAGGUUGAAUAUAGUGUUCCACUGUUCGAGGGUUGGAAAACAUCCUUUUGUAUAAAAAAUGACAAAAUAUGGCUGCUUAAUCAAAUUUACUGAACUGUUUAUUUUUGUCUGUGUAGCGAUACAGUAGGUCAACCUAGUUUGAAAAGAAGAAGAAAAAAAAGAAAAAUAUGCACCUUUGCCUCCUGCAAACAUGUUUAAGGACGCUUUUGCAUAAGGCAAGGUCAUGUACAUAUUCUCGACAGCUUUCCCAGUAGUUCUGUAUUAGAUGCCUUAUGGUGCCUGACCUUUUUUUUU